AUGGAAGACAACGGCAUCAUCGUCAAAAUCGGCGAGGCAUACACUCCUGUCGAUGAGGAUUCUGUCCUGGAGAAGUUGACGAACCUUAUUGAGAAAUCCGAGGCAGCAUUGUCCCAAAAGUCGGACGAGAUUGAGACUGUGAGGGGUGAGCUGGACUCCUUGAAGAAGGUGCUUUAUGCCAAGUUCGGAUCCAGCAUCAACCUGGAAAAGUGA
Messenger RNA from Symbiodinium natans, 213 nucleotides. Lineage: Eukaryota; Dinophyceae; Suessiales; Symbiodiniaceae. The record is from the annotation of a GenBank genome assembly.